Molecule: messenger RNA, 1355 nt
Organism: Ricinus communis (castor bean)
Lineage: Eukaryota; Viridiplantae; Streptophyta; Magnoliopsida; Malpighiales; Euphorbiaceae
Product: exosome complex component RRP43
Exons: 9
Coding region: 218-1129 (303 amino acids)
Biological process (GO): nuclear polyadenylation-dependent rRNA catabolic process; nuclear mRNA surveillance; U5 snRNA 3'-end processing
Cellular component (GO): cytoplasmic exosome (RNase complex); nuclear exosome (RNase complex)
Source: RefSeq, a predicted model, not a curated record
UUUAUUUAUCUUUGUAGUCAUAGCUCAGGAGCUCCGCAAACACAAUUCUUUCUUUCUUUAUUAGCGUCUGCGUUCUCUCCCUCUCUCUCUUUCUCUCUGCUUCCCGUGUCUUAAAGUUUCAAACUUCUAAAGCUUCAAAAGGUGCUUUUUCUUGGUCCGCACCUAUUUGCAAAGCCAAUCACUCUCAUGGCUGUGCAUUGUUGUACAAGAAGAGAAAAUGGGUUUGCCAAAUGUUAGUGGGGACUUGUCGACAGAAAUGGAGGCUGAUGCUUUUAGACGUCUUUUCCCUCUUCUUUUUCAUGAGCGUCAUCUUGCUGAAUCUAUUCGCCCUGAUGGUAGAUCACUUGGUAGAGCUAGAGAUACAACACUUGCUCUAGGUGCUGUUGUAUCUGCUGAUGGGUCUGCAAUAGCAAAGAUUGGCUCAACUACCAUGAUGGCUGCCAUAAAAAUGGAAGUCAUGACGCCGUCUUCAGAGUCACCAGAUGAGGGCUGCAUAGCUAUUGAUUUCCACAUGCCUCCAAUUUGUUCUCCACUUGUUAGGCCUGGUAGGCCCGCUGAAGCAGCACCAGUUGUGUCAAAGCAAUUAUCUGAUACAAUAAUGAGUUCAGCAAUGAUUGAUUUAAAGGAACUAUCCCUGGUUAGUGGAAAAGCUGCAUGGAUGGCAUACUUGGAUAUUUAUUGUUUGGAUGCUGAUGGUUCCCUUUUUGAUGCUGCUUUGUUCUCAGCAGUUGCUGCUUUCACCAAUUUGCAAAUUCCCAUAGUUUCUCUAAAUGAUGACGGAAAGGUAGUAGUUGUAUCUGAUGAAAAUGAGGGGGGAAAGCGGGAAAAGGAGGCAGUCAACAAGGAGAAGAGGAAGCUCACUCUACGGAGCCUGCCAUUCUCGUUAACAUGUGUACUUCACAAGAACUACAUCUUGGCAGACCCCACUGCAGAGGAAGAGUCUAUCAUGGAAACUCUUGUAACAGUGGUUUUGGAUUCAUCUGCUAGACUUGUGUCCUUUUACAAGCCAGGGGGACCAGUUCUUGCCUAUACUUCAGCUGUUCAGGAUUGUGUUGCUUUAACAAGGCAAAGAGUGAAAGAACUUCAAAAUAUCUUAGAUGAAGCCCUUUCUGGCAUGCAGAUUGACUAAGUUUGAUAUUUUUGUGCAGAGGGGAUGUGCAAUCAAUUAAGUGGGUGGUAGUUAUGCCUUUAAAUUACAGCGACCACUCUAUUUUGUUCUUAAGGUGAACUAAUUAGGUCUUCAAAUAGAUUAUUGAAUGCAAGAUUUGUUAGUGAAUUUUGGUUGCAUCACUGAAAAAGCUUUUAUGUUAUAAUUACGUUUCACUUUUAUGCAAUCAAUCAUAAAAUUUUGUCGA